Molecule: messenger RNA, 786 nt
Organism: Lodderomyces elongisporus
Lineage: Eukaryota; Fungi; Ascomycota; Pichiomycetes; Serinales; Debaryomycetaceae
Exons: 1
Coding region: 1-786 (261 amino acids)
Molecular function (GO): zinc ion binding; nucleic acid binding
Source: RefSeq, a predicted model, not a curated record
AUGACAAGGCGAGUACAGUACUUGCAACUGGUCAUGAGCGGUUUUAUCGGUUCUAGCUCAUACUUUCCAGGCGACUUACUUCUCACAGGAACAGCUAACUAUUUUCAAUGGCAUAAGAUUUUGAAAGAUGUAUGCGACGAGAUUUCACCUGACUUGAUUCCGUAUUUGGAGAAUGGGGAGAUAUCUUUUAUCGAGGGAGAGGAUGAUGCUACCAGAAAGGAUGCGAUGCGCCUACUUGAUCGUAUUAUCAAUUUGGUCCUUAGAGACGCCGCAAGUGGCUAUGUGCUUCGAGAUGUAAAUAGGUUUAAUGGCACUGGACGUGAAUUGUAUUUGCAUUUGCGCUCAAUAUACGGAGUCAUUACAGUUCCAUUUGCUAUAAGUAUCAUGUAUGACCUUCUUACAGGUGCGUGGAAGCAAAAUGAAGGCUCAACGAUAGAUAGUUUGGAAAAUGCUUACGAUCGUGUAAUGAUCAAUGUUGCACAACGGUUUAGUUUUGAAACUUACAAUUUAAUUGUAUAUUUGGCGAUUUUAAAGAAGGAAGGCUUUCCUGUUGAUGAAUACAUUAGAGCUUAUCAUGAUAUUUAUGGCACUGGCUGGGAAGAUUUUACAUUGACAAAUAUGCAACGCAUUAUACACGAGAGGAUGGAUUUUCCUACCCAGUCUAUUCCUGUGAAUCCCAAGACAUUUGUCUCUAAGAAAGUGUUCAAGUGUUUUAGAUGUGGAGAGCCUGGUCACCUUGAUCGGAACUGUCCUGCGCCACAACCUUUGUCUCAUCUGAAAUCUUAA